Messenger RNA from Adineta steineri, 2580 nucleotides. The record is from the annotation of a GenBank genome assembly. Lineage: Eukaryota; Metazoa; Rotifera; Eurotatoria; Adinetida; Adinetidae.
AUGUUAUUUUCUUCUUACACUAUCGUCGUUUUUACGUUUGUCUGUAUCGUAGUUGGCAAAUCAAAUGAGAAUUAUUCGCCAGUUCCAUUACGAUUGGAUCAAGCUAUUGCACAAAUUCAGCUUACACAAAAGUUUCCUUCUCAAAACCUAAAUUUUAACUUCAAUGAAAAUCUAUUCUCAUCGAAUGCAUGGGCUAUUAAUGCCAAUAUUAACAAUUCAAGUCAAUGCAGUCAAGAGUUCGAAGCUCUUUUGAAUGGAACUCUACAACAAGAAAUGUGGGCUAUGAAGUUCGUAGAUGCAUGGGGCAAACCUCUUCCAUCAGGUGUUCUUACUGGAAAUACGUAUUGGGUAGGCAACUAUGAUGAAUGUCUUAAUCCACUUUAUCAAGUUGCUGAUAAAUCAUUCCUUCAACAACCUUUUGAUUCUCAGUACUGUGCUUUCUCUCCGCAGUCGGGAGAAGGUGGAUCACACGCAGUUAACUUAGUCAUCGGUCUUUGUUUUCCAAAAUCAUGUUCGAAACAAGAAAUCGCUAUGAUCGUCAACAAAGUACAACCACAGAGUAACUUUACUGAUAAAAAUUUUGUUUGUUCAACUGAACGACGGCCAUUUUCUGCUGGACCUGUAAUAACUGUGAUAGUUUUAACACUUCUGUGCUCUCUUCUAUUAGUGGGCACAGUCGUCGAUCUUGUACUGGCUCAUAAUAUUGACUGUGUCUCUUCAAUUAGUGCACGUACAUGCCAUAAGAACCAAGUAUUUGAGUUAGCAUCAUCAUCAUCAACAACUUCUCAAUCGCAUCUCUCUCUUACCAAACAAACGCCGAUCAAUGAAACAAUUCACUCAUCGCGUGUACCUUUUUUAGUGGAAUUCUCAAUUAUACGUACUCUUCAAAAAAUCUUCAGCGUACCUAAGACUGAAGACAAAGCUAAUUAUACUUUUCUGAAUGGAAUGCGAGUGUUAGCUCUCAUUUGGAUUAUUCUUGGUCAUUCACUUCUGUAUGGACGUGCCUCUAGUAACAAUACACUUGAAGUGCUUUCGUGGACGAAAAGUUUUGCUUUUGUAUUUGUCACUAAUUCUUCCUUCAGUGUGGACACAUUUUUUACAUUGAGUGGUUUUCUCACAGCCAUCCUAUUCAUCAGACAAGUCGAGAAGAAUACGUCGAAAGGUGAACCAGAAUUUAGUGUGCACACCUUUAUUAUGUACUAUCUACAUCGUUACCUUCGACUCACUCCCGCAUUUAUGCUAGUUGUCUUGGUGAGCUUUAAUCUUACACCAUACUUUGGCCGUGGACCAUUCUUUCCAUCUAUACACGGUUUUGAACCGAAUGGUUGUUCACAAUACUGGUGGACAAACAUGCUCUAUUUGAAUAAUUUGAUCAAACCACAAGAAAUGUGUUUAGGUGUUUCUUGGUAUUUAGCUAAUGAUAUGCAAUUUCACUGGAUUGCUCCUUUGGCUCUUGUUCCAUUUGCAUUGAAACGAAAACGGAUUGCUUUUCUUGUAGUUAGCCUUUUCAUUCUAAUUAGUGUCAUCAGUACAGCAGCCAUUUUAAUUGCUAAUCCAAAGAUGAGUGGUAGUGCGGGUGGUUUAUCGGUUAAAAUUAUAAAAGGAUCUUAUUUUCAACCACCUAUUGAUACACACCUUAUUGGUACAUUAAUCAAUAUUCCAUCGGUAAAAAAAUUUGCUUUUAUAUGUGAACGUCAUAAUAUUUGUCGUACAGCAGAUUAUAAUAUAACAACCAAAACCUGUCGUCUAUUUGAAACAGUUACAUCAGCAGGUGCAUUUGUAGCUGAUCUAACAACAAAUAUUCUUCCAUUCAAUUAUUGUACAGAUGAUCAACAGAUUGAACCUUAUUAUGUUUGUACUCGAACAAAUACAUUCACUAUGCAACAGAUAUUCGAUCAAUUGGCUUUAGCUUCUAACAUAAUACUUCCAUCAACUGAUCGAGGUGCUUAUGCAAAUAUGUAUGGUGUUUAUACAAGUAAUUCAACUGGAGGUUUAUCAUUUUUUACUUAUACUGGUAUAAGAAAUAAUCUUAUUCAACUUCAGGGUGAGAUUUCUAAUAUUAAUUCAGCAACUAAUAAUGGUCUUGGAAUUGUUCAAUAUUUUAAUAAUUCAUCCAGUAUUUACAAAAAUAUUGGUACAUCAUACCAACCACAACUUGUUUCAAUACUUAAUAUUUCAUCAUUAGUUUUACCUUAUUCAUGUUUGAUAACAUCACAUCUCAUAAGUAAUCGACCAGUUGUGAGUUAUUGGAAUGAUGCAGUUAUUGUUUUUGAUCAAUAUAUGGCUAUGGAAUAUACUUUGAAUGGUACCUAUAAAGGAAAUUUGCCUUAUUUUAAUGGUACAGCAAUAUUUGCUCGUCAUUGUAUUCAACAUGAUUAUGCAGGACGACGACAUAUGUGCAAUGGUAAUGAUUAUGGAUUAUUUCCUGGUAUAUAUACAUUUUUAAUGAAUGGAACACAACUUGCUCAUGGGCCAACAUCAUGUUAUAGAGGUUUGCAAGUUUAUAUUACAAAAGACCAGGCAAUACUUACCAACAUUCUGAUUACAGGUGCAGCAAUCAUGAACAUUAUUAACUUUUAA